GAUUACAAAACCAAACAAAUGUAGCUGCCGCCUUUAACAUUUGAAAGGAAGGGGUUUUCCGCCAUUAACCUCACAUCACCUCUCUCCUCGAUCGUUGUUCUUUCAAUUUUUGAUGAUUUGAUGAACAUGGAGUCAUCCACUUGCCCCUUCUGUGAUUUAUCUGUUCCUUCCUCUGAACUCCAAUCGCACGCUAACGCCCAUUUCGACGACAACGACGCUGAUUAUAGCUCCCCUUCGGUUAGUGGUUUGCACUUUGGUGGUGGAGUAAGGGGUAGGGAUAAUGUGGUUUUGAAAAUGUAUGAAAAGAUCUCUUGCUUAGUUGAUGUGCAAAGAAGGGGAGAGUUUUACAAGGUUGAAAGAGGUUUGAUGGCCUUGUUGAGAGACUGUUUGGAGUCUGAGGCUGAAAACUCAAGAAGCAUUUUGACAUGUUAUGUUGAUCAUUUCCAGAGCCUUGAGUUUAAGGAUGUUGGAUGGGGUUGUGGUUGGCGUAACAUUCAAAUGCUUAGCUCUCACUUAAUGACACAAAGGCCAGAAGCAAGAGAAGCUAUGUUUGGCCGUUCAGGGUUUGUUCCUGAUAUCCCAUCACUCCAGAGGUGGCUUGAGAUUGCUUGGGAAAGGGGUUUUGAUGCACCUGGUGCUGAACAGUUUAACCAUGCUGUCUAUGGCUCAAAAAAAUGGAUUGGAGCUACUGAAUGUGCUGCCCUUUUGCGUUCUUUUGGUCUCCGGGUGAGGGUAGUGGAUUUUGGUCCUAAGGAAUCUGAGGAACUCUAUCUAUCUGUCCUUGGUUCAAGUGUUGGGGAAAAGGAUCUUGUGAAAAGUAACGAUAAAAGGAAGAGGAAAACAUCAAAUACUUAUGGACCAAUGGAUAGAUAUGUGUCUCGCUGUGUUGCUCAAUCAAGUUGCAACCAAGAUGCAAAGUCAUGUCCUUCCCUUGUACGUGUUGGUGACGCUGUGGAUAAAGAAAGUAGUAGUGGUAAUAGAGUACUAUACGGCAAAGAGAAACUAAAUGAGGGUCACCAAGUUCUUAUGGACUUUGUGUGGAAUUACUUCUCCCAUAAAAACACCGUUCAAUUUGAUCACAACAAUGUUCUUAUCAGUGAGAAAACGCCACUGUACUUUCAGCAUGAUGGACAUUCAAGAACAAUAGUUGGAAUUCAAGUCAAGCAUCAACGGUCUGGAAUUGCACAAUACAAUCUCCUGGUUCUGGAUCCCGGUCAUAGAACUGGUGCUCUAGAAAGAUCUCUUAUAGAGAAAGUUGGAUGGCAGAAACUCAUAAAAAGAGGAGUGCACACACUAAAGAAGCCACAAUACCAGUUGUGUUAUGUUGAUCCUGGAAUUGCCAGUGAGGAGGAGAUGAAGAAACUCAAGACAAUUGAUAGUGUCUUCCUUGAAUUUUAAAGAACCAUACAAAGGACCUUGCUACAUAAAGAUGAAAUACAUCAAAUUUGAGUUUUAGACGGCUGCAAUUCCACUGAGAUUCAAAACAGGUAGGGGAAGGAAAUGAGGUUUCAAUUGUAUGCAGGUUUAUUGAAUUUACAUUUAGGUGCAGAGAUUUGAGAGUUGCAUUCUAUACUUUUUACUACUGGAAUAACUUCCGCAGCAUUUUUUAGUCAUAUCUGGGUCGGUUCGGUAGUGCAAUCCGUUUUCACAACAUAUACGAUAUAGGAUGAGAAGGAACUUGAACAUACUAUUUGCCAAGACCGGUUACUAAUGGAACCAGAAUCGGAGCCAUCAAAGGAAGCAACUGCUUCUACAUUCUACAAGCACCACCCUCUUGCCAUGGACUUCACCAUUUUAAUUGAUAUUGCCGUAAUGGUCCCUACCAUCACUGCUUAUGCUUUCACACUCAAAAUUCAGAUAAUAUCAUAUGUUGAUUCAUUUAGUCAUUUUGGAUAAUUUUAAUGCAAUGUUACUUUGGUUUAUAUAAUUUUUCCCUUUUACUCAAACUA
This is a messenger RNA of Vigna radiata var. radiata (mung bean), 1949 nucleotides long. RefSeq names its product zinc finger with UFM1-specific peptidase domain protein. The transcript is spliced from 8 exons. The record is from RefSeq and is a predicted model, not a curated record. NCBI's taxonomy places the organism in Eukaryota, Viridiplantae, Streptophyta, Magnoliopsida, Fabales, Fabaceae. The coding region runs from base 121 to 1398 and encodes 425 amino acids.